AUGCUCACUUCCGUCCAACUGACCAAUGGGAGGAGAGCGGACGCAGAUACCAUGUCGAGCAUCCAGUUUGAGCAGGAAAACGCCUGUCUUCAUCCAACAGGAUUUAGGCAGCGACUACAGUCCGCUCCAGGUAAACUACUUAAACCAUCUGCUAGUGGCAAAAAUGUCCAUGCCAGUCUUCAGCCUGGACGAAAGGCUUUGGGGAUGGUCAACAAAGUACCAAAUGCUACCCCAUCCACCCAAGUGCACAAACUGUUAAAACCUCAGGAAACUGAGGUGAAGACUACUCUAAUCAAAUCUGACAAGUAUCCAGACAUUGAGAAAUUCAUCCCCUAUGACCCCUUAGAAUUUGAGAAGUACUCCAUACCGGAGGAUUUGCUUCCCCUGAGUAGGCUUGCCCUUCCAGGAUUGGCUGAAUUGCCACAAGCGCAUCUACCUGAGGAAAACUCUGUGCUUCCUUUAAUCAUGUCUCCAGUUAAAACCCUGACAAAUUCUGGUUAUUGCCCAGCAUUGACUGAAUUUCUUCACACACUGGAUACACUGACUGUAGAGCUUCCCCUGGAAUUUUCCCUCGACUAA
This is a messenger RNA of Knipowitschia caucasica, 579 nucleotides long. NCBI's taxonomy places the organism in Eukaryota, Metazoa, Chordata, Actinopteri, Gobiiformes, Gobiidae. The record is from the annotation of a GenBank genome assembly.